Messenger RNA from Didymodactylos carnosus, 1323 nucleotides. NCBI's taxonomy places the organism in Eukaryota, Metazoa, Rotifera, Eurotatoria, Philodinida, Philodinidae. The record is from the annotation of a GenBank genome assembly.
AUGGGUUUAGCACGGGUUAAAAGCGAUCCAUAUUUCAAUGUACAACGGCAGAAUAGUCGACCCUAUCGACCGUUCGUGCCAGGAAAUAGCGGUCAAACAUAUGAAAGAAAUUUUAAUGAGAGACCGUGGCAGCAACAGCAGCAGCACUUCGUCAGAUUUAAUGAUCCAUAUUUCAAUGGAUCUGUCAACCGACAAGGCGGUGCUGUUCUAACACCACAUCAACGACAGCGACGCACUCGUUUAAAUCGAGCGAGGCGCGAUCGCGAAGAGCGAGCAGCUAACCAAUUAGGUAAUCAAGCCGAUGCUCUACCAGUCGACAACCGUUUUGCCUGUUUUCUCGACCAAGACGAGAACGACGAAAUACCGCUUGACGAAUGCACAGCGGCUACAACAUCGACUGCAAAAACACCAAUAGACGAUGCCUGGAUCCGAGACAAUUAUGAAUACCAAGUAAUUGAGAAACUCUUGGAAAUAGGCAUGGAAGAUAAACACUGGGUGCACGAGAUAGUGAAAAAGACAAAAACCCGUGACGAUAUCGUGAACAACCAGUACUGUAUAGAUAAAAUAUCUCAGCUUCAAAGAGCUAUUUCAAAUCACGGGAAUGCAGUGACGAAACUGCAAAGUGAAUUAAUAGCAUUUGUACCAUAUUAUCAUGAUGCUCCAGGUACCAUUAAUAAUAACGGUACCGUGACAGCACAUGAUCUUGCUGCACAAAAUGCUCGUAAACCCAAACUACAUAUAAGAGCUGCAGAUAAUAUAACACAGGAAUACCUGAAGAUACAUACAAAAAAAUUUGCAGAAAUUUGUGCUAAUCGUGUAAAUACAGCGUAUGCUGAACUCAAAGAGUGUGUAAAUCUCAAAACAUUUGAGGAAAAAGCUACGCCAGUACAACGAGCACAUGUAAAAAUACUAAAAGAAAAAUUAGAAAUUUUACAUGGGAAACAAAAAACUGCUAAACUUCUUAAAGAAGAAAUUUCAAUGCAAAUGAUACCGAGAGCCGUACCGAACGUGCAUUUCAGUCCACGUCUAGAUGAUCGUGUACUUGGAAAAGAUAACAUGGCGAACCUUACACGUGUUAUAAGCACCGUAGUUGAACAAUUUCGGGUUAAAGCAUCAGAGACGCUACUAUUAAUAGCUGAAAUAGAACGGGUACAAAUCGAAACCGAAAUAGAACAGUUAGAAAAGUCUAUGCCGCCCAACGCAGAAUCAGAAGAUAGCGAAGGGCCGAAAGCAAGCGAUUUAUAUAAACUCUUUAAAGCUGAUCUAAUAUUAUCAUAUGUAGCUGCUAAUUGUGGAUAUGCUGGUGGUAAUGACAUUAAUUAA